This is a messenger RNA of Sinocyclocheilus grahami, 2295 nucleotides long. Its product is annotated as Fanconi anemia group G protein homolog. Gene Ontology annotation, cellular component: Fanconi anaemia nuclear complex. NCBI's taxonomy places the organism in Eukaryota, Metazoa, Chordata, Actinopteri, Cypriniformes, Cyprinidae. Gene Ontology annotation, molecular function: protein binding. Gene Ontology annotation, biological process: interstrand cross-link repair. The record is from RefSeq and is a predicted model, not a curated record. The coding region runs from base 134 to 1981 and encodes 615 amino acids. The transcript has 14 exons.
UCGAAUCAGAUGAGGAAGGUACUGACAGAGAGCGGCUUUGGUACUGAAUCAGAAAUCAGAAUGGACUGUGGCUUUAUACAGUAGAUAUGAAAUAUUAGGUACCAUUUAACUGCCUCUGUUUCCGGUCUUUGUCAUGUCUGUCAUUCCCUGUUUAGUUGAUAGAUGGAGUGAGGAGAAUAACAACAUAAUUUUGACUUGGAAGCAAAAUGAACUUGGCCUUGAACCAAAUCAGCAUGUUUGGAAGCGAUGCUGGUCGGAAAGCCUUAAACUGCUGCAGAAAAUUCAAGGAAUACCAGCAGCUACUGAACGACUCGAACUUGAAAUGACAGUUUCAUAUAAUACGUUUUUAUUCUCGUUGAGUUUCUCCAAUGCAAGUGAAAUAGAGGAAAGUCUCACCAAUAGUUUAUUAAGAGCUUUAGAGGCUGGUGGAUCUCAGGUUUCCUGUUCUGAUCCGGUUCAGUUGUGGGAGGCUGUUCUACAGACUUUUGGCUCCUCAGUCUAUGUGCCUUAUGUCCACAAGCUUCUGCUCAUCCAGUGGAUGCUGUGGCUCAUGCAGUGCCAGUUAGAGAAAGUUCUUACUCUUCUGAUGCAAAUGAAUCACAAGAGCGAGCGUUCAGCACCUGUGGAUCUACAGACAGAAACCCGAAACCUUGCUUUGAGCAUGGAAGAAGACUCCUCACUAAAGGUUGCCAUGGCAGCAAAGGACCUCAGGGAUCUCUUGCACAUCUGCACUGUAAUGUGUCAAGGGGUGGAACAGAUGAAGAUGGAAAAAUAUUCUGAGGCCCUUGAAGCUUUUCAGGAGGCUAAAGGCCUCCCAAGUCCCAGAAGUCUCUUGGCACAGAUCCACACCCUCACAGGCCAGAGUUUUGCUAAGCUGGGUCAGCCCCAUUGUGCUCUCCAUUUUUAUAGGAAGUCUGUGGAGGUGGAUUGUGCUUGCCAUAGUGCACUUUAUCAAAGUGCUCUGGUGUUCAGACAGCUUGGCAAUCCAAAGGCAGAAAUGGAGGCCUUGCAUCUCCUUUACUCAGCAGUCCAACUGCAGUCUGAUAAAAGUUCAUCUAGUGCUUCACUGGUCUCUCCAGCUAUGCUGUUUGGUGGUGUACAGAUGACCUUCAUUAGCAGAGUCCCUUCCCCUUCUCUGAUUCUGCACACUUUGGCUCACACGUGUGUGUUCAAUGGCAGUAUUUCAGAUGGUGUUGAGUACUAUCUAGAUCUGUUGGCGUCACUGCAGUCAGAUGGUAAAGAUCUUAUACUCACAGGAGAUGGCACUUCUUUUCCCAGAAUCCCAGUGGUCUACCUUGAAGCAGGAUUUGCUUUAUUAAAAGCUAAACGUUAUUGUGAUGCUCUUGUGGUCUGUGAGGAGGUCAUCACCAGCACUUUGGACUUCAUCCCUGAGAGACUGCUGCUUGAUGCUGAUGAAAAACUAAAAGCAGCUGAUUCUGAUGUUGUGCUUGAAAAUGUAGAUCUUGUGUUAUGGGCUGGUGCAGCCCAUCUCCUUCAAGCACAAGCACACUGGAAACUGAAAGACAUAAAAGAGGCUAUUACUAAUUUUACAAGAGCGAUUAAUCAACUGGUCAAAGUGUUCAUUAAACAGAAAGACUGGAAACAAAAACAUCUUGGAAACACUGAAGCGAUGGUUGAAAAAAUGGUGACUCUGGAAGCAGCAAAAGGGCAAGCACUAGCUAGUAGAGGGCUCUGCUUUCUGGAAGGAGGUCAAUUAAAGCAAGCCCUGAGAGAUCUCAAUCUCAGUCUCCAGAUGACACCAGGUUGUAAGAAUACUGAGAUGUGGCUGACUGAGGUCUUGUGGAGGCUUGAUCGUAGAGAGGAAGCAUCAGCACACUGGAGAGAAGCCCAUAGUACUAAAGAUGCACCCAAGUCAAUAAAGCUACCGCUGUAUUUGCAGCUAUGGCCAGAUGACACGGCUUUUGACUUCAGUGGCUUGAAGAAGAAAAUGGAGGAAUAUAUUCAAGCUAAAAAGACAUGAGAGAUGUCAGAAAGGAUGCUCUCUACUACAUUCAGCUAAACGGCAUCAUUUCAAUUUUUGGUGCAUCUAAACCAGAACUACAAACAGAAAAACAGUUUGUGUUGUCUCGUUUCCUUUUCAGAUGUAACCAUGUAGCAUUCCACUUGUCAGAGCAAAUUAUUUGUGAGCUCAAGAGAAUGCAUCCAGGCUGGUAUCAGAUUCUUUGUAUAUCUUACACUUGACAAUUUUUCUGACUAGCAUCUUGUUUUUGGAAUGGACAAGAAACCAUUUUAUCUAUGAUCUUGACAAAUAAAUAAUAUUCAUAAUGAAAAGGA